AUGUAUGAUGAAGAGCGUUGCUGUGUCCUGUUAGGGACUGCUGCUUGUCAUACAAGGCCAUGUGCCACGGCGUCAAACAUCUUGGAAGUGCCCGAGCUUUUCCGGAGGCGCACUGCUAGACAUCACGAGCACGCAAGCCUCGCGCGCCCCCAAGUAGCACGUUAUGGAGAUUAUUCCUGUCGCGUCGGCAGCGUUUUCUUCUUGGGGAAGGAAACGAACGGGACUUUCAGCACAGUGCCUGGCUUGAGCGGCCGUCACAUUUCAUUUAUCAGCGGCGGAUAUGAUAAAAUUUUAGUAGCAGUCAGUUCCCCGACCGCCGUCCAUGCCUCGCGACCACGGCGGUGCCAUUCUACGCAGCAGCAUAGAGAAUCUGGCUCACACACCAACAUUGACAUGAAACAGGCGCAUGGGAUCUGUGACCCAGUUCAAGCCAAUUGCUUUGUCGAAGAUUCUUAUUUCGAUGCUAGCCGUCUCAUUCCCGUGAGGCCCAGUAACAGCUCUCGGCUUCGGUCUCAAACAAGCGUACCCCCUCCUCAGCCCAGGCAACAAUGCGGCUCCCGCGUGAGUGAUCCCCUGAUCCUCGGCAAGCGCCAGCACAGGAGCCAGGAAGCGGAGAUCCAUCAUUCGAAUCGCGCGGUAUGCUUGCACCAACGGGGCGGAGAGCAAUCCCCCACUAGACGACUGCCCCAUAGUCGUUGUCAAGACCAGCCGUCUCAAGCAACAUGUGAAGCUGGAAACCUCUCGUUCAACCAAGUUGUCGUCGCCGCGUUUGCAGGCUCUAAGUUCGGCAGGGAUCGAGUGGUCUGGGCAUGUCCAGGACGUCAUCAUUUCCUCAUUCUUACAUCUUCCGGUCGUCUGUAUUCAAGCGGAGACAGUCCUUACGGGUGUAUGGGGCAAGGCGGACUCGCUUGCAGCGGCGCGCCACUUGCCAUCCCUGCCCUUCGACACGCGCGCGUCACUCAAGCGUGUGUAGGUGAAUCUUACUCCUUAGCUCUCACUGCAGAUGGUGGGGUCUACUCUUGGGGGGGAGGAUUCCACGGCCAGCUGGGCCGCGCUCCUGAGGAGGUUUCGCUUAUACCUCGGUUCCUACAGAGACUGAUGCGCAUCCCAAUUAACGCUAUCGCCUGCAACGAAAGUCACGUCAUUGCGAUUACGCGAGACGGGGGGAGAUGCCUUGCUUGGGGAAGUAAUGACUGCGGGCAGCUGGGACUGGGCCGGCGAUGCCCCACCCAGCAUACUCCCCAGUUUGUGGAGAUUACCAAGGGGGAGAAUGCCUCGAUCUGCAACGAGGGACAGCCAGCCCUUAACCAUAACCUCGAGCCCUUCGAUAACGUGUCAAGUGCUAAACAGACAGCUGAGAGAGCGGGCCCUUCCCACGCUUGCACCCACAGCGCAAGGGAAUUCGUCAUGGUCUCAGGCAUCGCUGCCGGCUGGCGGCACUCUCUUGCCCUGAGUGUAGAAGGAGAUGUCUACGCGUGGGGUUUAAAUGCUUGUGGCCAGUUAGGCCUCGGGCACCGAGGACGCACCGACGUUCCUACAAUCGUGUCAGACUUCCCGCCCCAACAUCUAGAACUCUGGAGCUCUCCGUACCUGCCUACUAGCCAGAAACGUAUCGUUUCUGUGAGCGAGUCAAGCGCUUUUGCCCCAAAAGCCGGGGGAGGACACGAACGGCCGUUUAGACCGAAAGUCCAUCAGAUCUCUGCCGGCAGACUAUUCUCUGCCUUUCUCCUUGAGGAUGGCCGCGUUCUAGUUAGCGGCCGAAUUCCAAGUGGAAAAGAGGAAGCAACGAGAGAAAAAAUCACUCGGAACCAUCUCCGCGUCACAGAGCGAAGCAGAAAGGAAAUCCAGGCUUGCCUGACGCCCAGUAAGUAA
Molecule: messenger RNA, 1872 nt
Organism: Besnoitia besnoiti
Lineage: Eukaryota; Apicomplexa; Conoidasida; Eucoccidiorida; Sarcocystidae
Product: RCC1 domain containing protein
Exons: 1
Coding region: 1-1872 (623 amino acids)
Source: RefSeq, a predicted model, not a curated record